Molecule: messenger RNA, 822 nt
Organism: Vitis vinifera (wine grape)
Lineage: Eukaryota; Viridiplantae; Streptophyta; Magnoliopsida; Vitales; Vitaceae
Product: cysteine-rich receptor-like protein kinase 25
Exons: 1
Coding region: 1-822 (273 amino acids)
Source: RefSeq, a predicted model, not a curated record
AUGGUUCCUUGGCUUGGCGUUAUGGAAACCAAGUUGUAUUUCUUUUUCUUCUUCCUCUUCUUUGCUUUUAUUUGCCUCAGCAGUGCAUUCCCUACUUAUCUAAAAGCAGUUUGUCCAACCACAGAUCUGUAUUCUCCAAACAGCACCUACCAAGGCAACCUCCAACACCUACUCUCUUCUUUAUACAGUAAAGCAAAAUAUGGAACUGGAUUCUUUAAUACUUCAUGUGGGAGUUUUCCUGAUACAGUCUAUGGCAGUUUCCUAUGUAGAGGAGAUGUUAGUGCAGAUGUUUGCCUAGAUUGUGUGGAAACAGCAUCACGAGAAAUCAUAAUACGUUGUCCAAACCAGAAGGGGGCCAUCACUUGGUAUGAUGAAUGUCAGCUUCAUUAUUCAAGCCAAUCAUUUUUCUCUGUGGAUGCAGACCACCCCGUGUUUUCCUUACAUAACGAAAACAAUAUCUCAAAUCCAGAUCAGUUUAGUAGGGUUCUGAAUGAAGCAAUGACAAGCCUAGUGUCGCAGGUUGCUUUUGAUCCUUCAAGGCACAUGUUUGCUACAAAAGAAGUAAAUAUUACUGCGUAUCAAACUUUGUAUGUCCUGGGGCAAUGUACUCUGGACUUGUCUGGCAGUAGUUGCUAUAGCUGCCUUCUUAAUUCUGUGGCUUAUCUUCCUACUUGCUGUGAUGGGAAGAUAGGGGGAAGGGUUCUUCGAGCAAGCUGUAAUGUAAGGUAUGAGCUGUACUUAUUCUAUACAAGAUCUGCCAUUGCACCAACUCCUUCAGCCAUUCCUCAUCCAACAGUCAGAACUACUGAUGAAGGUAAGUAG